AUGGAGCCCAACUUUCCCCGCUGUGUGCGCCAGGCCUGGGACUCCGCAGAGGAGCCUCCCGGGCCAGAGACGCCGGGAACCCGGAGCUCAGCGGACUCUGGGCCCUGGCCGCUCCCUUUCUACCCUAAGCUGGGCCACCUCUCCUGGGACGACCGAGACUUCAACCGGGAACUAUUUUCUGCUCCCUGCGGGCUUCUGCGCCGGGACUGCCCGCGACACCGACACAGAGCGGAAAGCACCUCGAGGAGGAGCGCAGAGCCGCCCGCCCCACGCGACACCCCGCCACCCGGAAGGAGCCAAAGGCGCAGCCAGGACAGGCGGCCGCCGCCCAGGAGCCUGGCCGAUGCCGGCCGCCAAAGCCUCCCUUGGCUGGCAUCACCCAGGGAAGGACCACGGGAGCCGGAGACUUGCUGUGACGAGGACUCUUCAGAGCGUCGUCUUCCUUCUGCCCAAAGGAGCCAAGGUUGCUUGCGAAGGCUGCUAGGUCUGGAUCCCACACUCUGUGGCCUGGCCUCCGGGGGAUGCUAA
Messenger RNA from Diceros bicornis minor, 528 nucleotides. RefSeq names its product annexin-2 receptor-like. The transcript has a single exon. The record is from RefSeq and is a predicted model, not a curated record. Gene Ontology annotation, molecular function: signaling receptor activity. The coding region runs from base 1 to 528 and encodes 175 amino acids. NCBI's taxonomy places the organism in Eukaryota, Metazoa, Chordata, Mammalia, Perissodactyla, Rhinocerotidae.